Molecule: messenger RNA, 2579 nt
Organism: Cucumis sativus (cucumber)
Lineage: Eukaryota; Viridiplantae; Streptophyta; Magnoliopsida; Cucurbitales; Cucurbitaceae
Product: pentatricopeptide repeat-containing protein At3g56550
Exons: 3
Coding region: 79-1818 (579 amino acids)
Biological process (GO): RNA modification
Molecular function (GO): zinc ion binding; RNA binding; protein binding
Source: RefSeq, a predicted model, not a curated record
UUAGAUCUUUCCUCUCAAUCUUUCUUUCAUCAAAUCAUAGGCUCGAAUCAACGCCAUGAUGACAAAGAAAUUUUGGGAAUGUCGAACGAAAAGGCGAUUCUCGCUCUCUUGCAAGGCUGCAACAGCCUCAAGAGGCUUCGAAAGAUCCACGCACAUGUUAUUGUAAGCGGCCUCCACCAUCAUGUCCCCAUUGCCAACAAACUUUUGAACUUCUGUGCCAUCUCUGUUUCAGGUUCCCUUGCUUAUGCCCAGCUUCUCUUCCAUCAGAUGGAGUGCCCACAAACCGAAGCCUGGAACUCCAUCAUCAGAGGCUUUGCCCAAAGCUCAUCUCCCAUUGACGCCAUUGUUUUCUACAAUCAAAUGGUUUGUGACUCUUUCUCUAUCCCUGACACAUUUACUUUCUCCUUUGUGCUCAAAGCCUGUGAAAGAAUCAAGGCUGAGCGUAAGUGUAAAGAAGUUCAUGGCUCGGUAAUUCGUUGUGGUUAUGAUGCUGAUGUGAUUGUCUGCACCAAUCUUGUCAAAUGCUAUUCAGCGAUGGGGUCAGUUUGUAUUGCCCGACAGGUGUUUGACAAAAUGCCUGCAAGAGAUUUAGUGGCUUGGAAUGCAAUGAUAUCUUGCUUUUCACAACAGGGUUUGCACCAGGAGGCACUGCAGACAUACAAUCAGAUGAGAAGUGAAAAUGUGGAUAUAGAUGGGUUUACACUUGUUGGGUUGAUUUCGUCUUGUGCCCAUCUUGGAGCGUUGAAUAUUGGAGUUCAGAUGCAUAGAUUUGCUCGGGAAAACGGUCUUGACCAGAGUCUUUAUGUUGGAAAUGCGUUAAUAGAUAUGUAUGCGAAGUGUGGUAGUUUAGAUCAGGCCAUUCUUAUCUUUGAUAGAAUGCAGAGGAAGGACAUUUUCACUUGGAACUCUAUGAUUGUUGGGUAUGGAGUGCAUGGUCGAGGUAGUGAAGCUAUCUAUUGCUUUCAACAGAUGUUAGAAGCAAGAAUUCAACCAAACCCUGUCACAUUUUUGGGUUUACUUUGUGGAUGUAGUCAUCAAGGUUUGGUUCAAGAAGGUGUUAAAUACUUCAAUUUGAUGAGCUCCAAGUUUAGGCUAAAACCUGAGGUCAAACACUAUGGAUGCCUUGUGGAUUUAUAUGGUCGAGCUGGAAAGCUUGAUAAGGCACUUGAAAUUGUAUCGAAUUCAUCACACAAUGAUUCAGUUUUGUGGCGAAUCUUACUUGGGUCUUGCAAGAUUCACAAAAAUGUGACAAUUGGAGAAAUUGCCAUGAACAGGUUGUCUGAGCUUGGAGCUACAAGUGCAGGGGAUUGUAUAUUGCUGGCUACAAUCUAUGCUGGAGAAAAGGAUAAAGCUGGUGUUGCAAGAAUGAGAAAAAUGAUCAAGAGCCAAGGGAAAAAGACUACCCCAGGCUGGAGUUGGAUCGAAAUUGGGGAACAAGUUCAUAAAUUUGUGGUUGAUGAUAAGUCCCAUCGUUAUUCCGUUGAAGUUUAUGAGAAGUUGAGGGAAGUUAUUCAUCAAGCCUCCUUUUUUGGAUAUGUAGGAGAUGAGUCUAUUUCGUCACUGGAUAUGCUUUCCACCAUGGAAACUUUAAAGACAUCCUGUACAUAUCAUAGUGAGAAACUUGCAAUUGCAUUUGGAUUGGCAAGAACUGCAGAUGGGACACAGAUCCGUAUUGUUAAAAACCUUCGAGUUUGCAGAGAUUGUCAUUCAUUCAUAAAAGCUGUUUCGGUGGCAUUCAACCGAGAAAUAAUUGUUAGAGAUCGGGUUCGGUUCCACCACUUCAAGGGUGGCGAAUGUUCUUGCAAUGACUACUGGUGAAAAGUGAAUAAUGUACUUUCAAUUCUGUCCAUUUCAAGUCUACAGAGGUUCCUCUCAUUGUUACGGAGUUUUGGCUCUUAGUGCUUCAAGCUCAAGAAGGAUAGUUUAUAAGUGAAAUAGAAUUCUGAGCUUUCACGGGUGAUGGUUGGACGAAUAAUUAUGGUUGGACAACUUGUUCAGAUGAAGACAAAAGAUGCAUCAAGAGUGAAGAACGUGUUUUUCCACGUAGGAUGGCGAAAAGAAGAAAGGAAGCGAGGAUUGUGUGCUUGAACUCAACUAUAAGAAGCCGUUUGACGAGUUGUAAGGUGAGAUGCCAACACAUCACUUUGCGAGAUGAUUCACUAAAAGACAAAAGUGGUACUUAGAGCUGAUAUGACUAAAAACGGCUAUUGGCUGCACUCUGGUAGAGCAUUAAAUUUUUGCCAUCGCAAUAUGACUAUAAAUACCUCAAACUCCACCAUGAAAAAUUCAAAGAGGGUCUCCCCUAAGGAGGCCGGUGAAAGGACAUGUUUUGAAGUCCUUCACCAUCAAUAUUUAAGUGAGAGCUUAGAAAGAGAUUAGAGAUAGAAGUUCACCCUCCAUUCACUUGUAAAAGAGCCAAGCGGAAAAGAUAGGCUUUAAAUAAUAUUAUUAUAGAUCUUGAAACCUAUUAUAAAAUCAAAUUUCCCAUCUUGGAACCACCAAGCCAAGUAGAAAAGAAAAUAAUAUUGUAUUGUAUGAUCUAAUUAAUAAACCAAUGAAGAUAAAUAAUAUUUUGGUGA